Molecule: messenger RNA, 855 nt
Organism: Penicillium canariense
Lineage: Eukaryota; Fungi; Ascomycota; Eurotiomycetes; Eurotiales; Aspergillaceae
Product: SDR family NAD(P)-dependent oxidoreductase
Exons: 2
Coding region: 1-855 (284 amino acids)
Molecular function (GO): oxidoreductase activity, acting on the CH-OH group of donors, NAD or NADP as acceptor
Source: RefSeq, a predicted model, not a curated record
AUGGAUUCCAGCGUGCCUCCCGAACCACCCUCACGGUCGCUGCAGGGCAAAGUAGCUAUUGUGACAGGUGCAGGCUGUCUAGAUGAUGGUAUAGGCAACGGACGCGCUAUCUCAAUUCUCCUAGCCGAUGAUGGCUGCGACGUGCUAUGCGUUGAUCUCAAUUUAGACUGGGCGAACAAAACCGCCGAGAUGAUUACAUCCAAACCCAACCGAGGGCGGGCCGUUCCAUUCCGUGCGGACGUAACCUCGGAAAAGGACUGCGAAUCUGUUGUCCAGGCGGCGGUUGAACAAUUUGGUCGGCUGGAUAUCCUCAUCAACAACGUGGGCACCGGAGGUGCGCCGGGCACGGCUGUCGACGUCGAUAUGGCGCAAUGGGCCAAGAGCAUGGAGAUUAAUGUCGCGAGCAUGGUGCAAAUGAGCAAGUAUGCAAUUCCCAUGAUGACCCGAAAUGAGGGGGAAAUAAAGGGGAGUAUCGUCAAUAUGGGCAGUGUCGCUGGCCUGAAGGGCGGCACUCCGCAUCUGCUAUAUCCCACAUCUAAAGGUGCAGUUGUGAACCUAACGCGGGCCAUGGCCGCGCAUCAUGCUGCGGAGGGGAUUCGAGUCAAUUGCGUCUGCCCAGGGAUGCUUUAUACUCCGAUGAUGUACGGGAAGGGGAUGAGCGAGGAGGCCAGAGAGGCUCGUCGGAAGCGCAGUCUGUUGGGCACCGAGGGCAAUGGAUGGGACUGUGCCGGUGCCGUCGUGUUUCUUGCUGGCCCGCAUGCCCGGUGGAUAACUGGGGUCAUUCUGCCUGUUGAUGCAGGGACAACAGCGGCUGUAGGAAUUGGAAUGACCAAGAGUGCUAGCGUCAACGCUUAG